Messenger RNA from Scheffersomyces stipitis CBS 6054, 2706 nucleotides. It is a transcript of the gene PRP1, whose product is annotated as U4/U6-U5 snRNP complex subunit. Bases 1 to 2706 code for a protein of 901 amino acids. Lineage: Eukaryota; Fungi; Ascomycota; Pichiomycetes; Serinales; Debaryomycetaceae. The record is from RefSeq and is a predicted model, not a curated record. Gene Ontology annotation, molecular function: protein binding. The transcript has a single exon. Gene Ontology annotation, biological process: mRNA splicing, via spliceosome.
AUGCUGAGACCGGCAUUUCUAGACCAAGAACCUCCACCUGGAUAUAUAUCUGGAAUUGGACGAGGUGCCACGGGAUUUACAACUUCUGCUGAUACUGGCUCUUUACAACCUGGCUUUACUAUAGAAAAUGGAGAAGAAUCCGAUGACAAUUUAGCUGGAGAAAUUGGUGAUGAGGGAGCUAUCCUUGCGAGCGGAAAAAACCGCGAUAAAGAAGACGAAGAAGCAGAUCAAAUUUAUGAGGAAAUUGAGAGGAAAUUGCAAAGAAGAAAAGUGUUAAAAGAAGAAGCAGUUUCAGAAGCAGAAAAUCAAAGUUAUGAAAUCAAGAGCAAGUUUUCGGAUUUGAAGAGAUCGCUUUCGAGCAUUUCAGCCGAACAGUGGGAAGCUUUACCAGAAGUUGGAGAUAUUACAAGACGUAACAAGAGAACGAGACUUUAUGAGCAGCAACAGCAGAGAACGUAUGCUGUUCCAGAUAGUGUUAUAGCUGGAAGUAUAGCGAGAGCAUCACCUACCAACUUCCAGUCAAUUUCCGAGUCUCGAGACCAAUUACUUCUGAGCCAACUUGACUCCUUAUUACCUAAACAUGAGAUAGAGUUUAAUGCAGAAGAAGCAACCGAGAUAUUGAAGAAUGACCAGCAUGUACAAAUUGCAGAUAUCAGGAAGGGCAGGCAAAUUCUUGCUUCCUUGAGAAGAACACAGCCAAAUCUGUCAAACUCGUGGAUUGCAUCUGCAAGACUUGAAGAACAGGCAACCAACUACACUAUGGCCAAAAAGCUCAUUAUAGAAGGGUGCAAGCACGCUCCAAAAAGUGAGGAUAUCUGGCUUGAAAGUAUACGUAUACACAAACUAACUUCUGAGGGAGCGAAAAUGUGUAAGGUUAUCGUAGCCGAAUCUUUGAAGUACAACCCUGGUUCGGAAAAACUUUGGAUCCAAGCAGAAAACUUGGAGAAUUCUAUAGAUGUGGUCUCCAGAAAACGGAUUUUGAUGAGAGCUAUAGAGGCUAUACCAUCCAGUGCCAGUCUUUGGAAGAGACUAGUGGAUUUGGAGACUAACCAAGAUGACGUAAGCAAGAUUUUGACCAAGGCAAUAGAGUUGUGUCCUACUGAAUGGGACUUCUGGUUAACUUUAAUCAAUUCGUCCGAAUACAAAGACGCAAAAACACUUCUUAACAGAGCCAGAAAGGCAUUGAAUGGAAACUACCAGGUAUGGAUUACCGCAGCUAAAUUGGAAGAGAGAGAAAAUUCAACAAUUGAUUCAUCAAAGAUAUCAAAAUUGAUGGAUAAGGCAUUUAAGGAAACCGAGAAGAGUACGACUACAAUUCUGCGAACUACUUGGUUAGAAGAAGCCAUCAAAGCAGAAGAAGAAGGAUUCAGAAAUACUUGUAGAGCCAUUGUUAACAGUCUACUUUCUUCUGAAAUAAACCAAGAUAAUCCAGAAGAAAACCUUGUAACUUGGUUCCAGGAUGCUGAAACUCUAGCACUGAAAGAGAGUGUGGAAGCUGCGAACUAUAUCCACCAAUUCAUUGUUGAGACCAAUCCACAUAGCAUUAACAGUUGGAAGGAGUUGUUCUCAUUUUUAAAGAACUCAUCAAACAGGAAUUUGGAUACUUUAUUUAACUACUACAAGAGAUCUAUAGAGUUAAAUCCGAAGGUCGAGGUUUUGCAUCUCAUGUAUGCAAAGGAUUUGUGGCAAUUGGCUGGCAAUAUUGUCGAAGCGAGAAAGGUUUUGAAUGCUGCUAGUCAUGGACUUGAAAAUAAUGAAGAAGUGUGGUUCGCAAGAAUCAAAUUAGAAAUCAAAUCCGGUAACUUUGAACAGGCUCUAUCCAUUUCUUCUAAAAUGAUCAAAGCUAUUCCUACUUCUUCUGAUCGCGUUUGGUAUAAACACAUUCACUUGGUGCGAUGUAUGAACAAUAGAGAACAAAAUCCUAACUACGAGGGACAGAUAUUGGCGUUACUAGAAAGUGGGUUGGAUUCUUUUCCAGAAUCUCCUAGACUUCAUUUGCAGAAAAUACAAGUUCUUCUUAGAGACUUGAGAAAACCUGACAUCGCUAGAGAAUCUGCCCGUGCUGCAGUUGAAAAACUCCCCAGCAUAGUUGAACUUUGGAUCUUGUUGUCUCAUAUUGACGAACAACAUUUGAAUAUUUUGAUCAAAGCCAGAUCUGUAUUGGAUACUGCUAUCCUCAAAAAUCCAACAAGUGACAAAUUAUGGACAGCAAAAAUACAACUAGAAAGAAGAAAUAAGGACUUUGUGGCUGCUAGACAACUUGUUAACAAGGGAUUGAAAGCUUUUCCUAAGUCUUCCAGAAUCUGGAUCGAGUACUUAUCUUUGAUUCCCAAAAUGUCACACAGAAAAACUGCGUUCUUGGAUGCUUUGAAAAGUACCGAAAAUUCUCCAGAAAUCCUUUUAGGUAUUGGUGUAUUCUUCUGGCUUGACAGUAAACAUUCCAAGGCUAAAUCGUGGUUCGAAAGAGCGUUGUCAAAUGAUCGCAAUAGUGGGGAAUGCUGGGGCUGGCUCUUCAACUUCAUGAAAUCAUAUGGAAAGCAACAAGAGAAAGAAAAUUUGAUAAACUCAUUCGAGAGUCACUACGAAGAAAUCAAUAAAGGAGAUAUUUGGAAUUCUACGAACAAAGAUAUAACCAACUUUGAGAAAACUCCAAAGGAAAUCCUUGAACUUGUGUCCAAGGUUCUUAUAUCUAAAUAUAGUACAUAA